Balearica regulorum gibbericeps (East African grey crowned-crane) is the source of this 916-nucleotide messenger RNA. The record is from RefSeq and is a predicted model, not a curated record. Lineage: Eukaryota; Metazoa; Chordata; Aves; Gruiformes; Gruidae.
AUGACUGUAGACAAUCCAUUCGUUUUUUUUUACAUCCUUCUGCUUGUUGCUAUCCUGCUGUAUCUACCAUGUUUGUUCUGGCGCUUCACCGCAGCACCUCACCUUUCUUCAGAUCUGAAAUUUAUUAUGGAAGAACUUGACAAAGCCUAUAACAGGGCAAUCAAAGCUGCUAAUAGCAUCCGCAGCGGAGACCCCAGGGAUCCUGCUGACUUGGUUCCAGCUGUUAAUGAGAACUUGACGCAGAGUUUAUGGGAAAUAUCUGAAAGCCACUUUAAAUACCCAAUUGUGGAGCAGUACCUGAAGACGAAGAAGAAUUCCAAAUGCUUAAUAAUUAAAUACAUUAUCUGCCGUUUACUCACUCUAGUAAUUAUUUUCAUUGCAUGCCUCUACCUGGGCUACUACAUUAGCCUCUCCUCUUUGAGUGAUGAGUUUCUUUGCACUAUCAAAACUGGGAUCUUAAAGAAUGACACAACUGUUCCAGAAGUGGUUCAGUGCAAGCUUAUUGCUGUUGGUGUCUUCAAGGUACUCAGCUAUAUUAACCUGCUAGUCUAUCUUCUAGUGAUGCCGCUGGUAGUGUAUGCAAUGUUUGUUCCGUGGAGGUGGAAUUCAGGUAUUCUCAAAGUGUAUGAAAUCCUGCCAACUUUCGAUGUUCUGAAACUCAAGUCAAAGUGUUUUGAUGACUUAAGCCUUUACCUCCUCUUUCUUGAGGAAAACGUGAGUGAACUUAAAUCAUUUAAAUGCCUCAAAGUGCUGGAGAACAUUGCAGUUUCUGAGAAGUUUGAUGUUAUGCAACUUUUGGUAAACCUUGGUACUAUUAAGACAGAUACCGUGGAUGGGAAGCCAGGGACAGCUGUGUUGGCGAAGCCUGAAGAAACAACUACAGAAGAGCUGGGAAAAAAUGCAACAGAGCUACAAG